AUUCUGACGGGGACACGGCAAAAAGAAGACCAAGUUUUCUGCUAGUUCAUGCAAAUGGUGAAUCAUUCACUGGGAAAGAAGAUGCAUCAGAUUCAGACGACAAGAACAGGCGAUGUCUUCUUCUUGCAGAGAAUCAAAAGAUUCAUAAUCUCUUUCAUCUGUUGUUUGCCCGUUUCUCUUCUUGGCCUUCUCCUCCUCCUCCUCCUAAUCUACAACAGCUUCUCUGUUUUCUCUGUCCAUAUUCAUGAUCCUUCCGAUGCCGUCGUUGAACAAGAACCCUUCUCGUUACCGAAUCCUGAUCUUGUUCAUGAACAGCUCGUGAAGAACACAUCUUCGAUGUUGCUUGCGGUGAAAGAGACCAACCCGCCUGCAGUUUUGAAGGCAGAUUUACAUGUAAUACCGAAACUGAACAUUUCAUCGGUUAGAACGGGGAGAAGGGUCAGGAAGAAGUUCUUACUGAUUUCACCGGGUGGACGUAAAUCUCGCGGAUUCGGAAGGAAGGUGAAGGCUUUCCUGUCCAAAUCCUUGUGCCAGUCGUUGUUCUUCAUGACUUGGAUAUCUUCCAUUGGCUCUUUCGGAGAACGAGAGAUGUUUGCGAUAGAGAGCUUGUUCAAAUCCCACCCGAAUAGCUGCUUGAUCUUGGUUUCGAAUUCUCUAGACUGCGAAAGAGGGAGCAAAAUCUUGAAACCCUUUUCGGAUAAAGGACUGAGAGUCAUUGCAGUCAGACCAGAUUUCGAUUACAUAUUCAGAAACACAUCUGCAGAAGCUUGGUUCGAGGGUUUGAGGAGAGGAUGGUUCAGACCGGGAGUGAUUCCGUUGGAGCAGAAUCUCUCUAACCUUCUGAGACUCGUUCUUCUGUACAAAUACGGCGGAGUAUACUUAGACACAGACGUCAUUGUCCUGAAGAGCUUCUCCAAUCUCAGGAACGCCAUUGGAGCACAGACUGUUGAUUCAGCGACAAGAAAAUGGAGCAGACUGAACAACGCCGUGUUGAUCUUCGACAAGAAACACCCUCUCCUCAAACGGUUCAUCGAUGAAUUCUCUCAGACGUUCAAUGGCAACAAAUGGGGUCACAACGGUCCGUAUCUCGUCUCGAGAGUGGUUGCCAGAAUCAAUGCCAAGAACACAUUCAACGUCAGUGUGUUGCCUCCUUCUGCGUUUUAUCCGGUGGAUUGGAAUCGGAUCGGAGGGUUUUACAGGUCUCCGAAGAACAGAAACGAUGCGAAAUGGGUUCAUCAGAAGCUCCAGCAUAUAAGGAGAAACAGCUUCGCUGUUCAUCUUUGGAACAGAGAGAGCAGGAAGCUUAGGAUUGAAGAAGGAAGUAUCAUUCAUCAACUUUUGUCUGAUUCUUGCAUCUUUUGUAACAAAUCUUCUUUUCAUUCCAAUUAAUUUUUGGCGAAAGGUCAUGAAUUCUCUGGUCAUGAUUGUUCUUAAGUUCUAUUGCAUGCAGUUUUGGUGAUCCAUCUACUGAUAUUUGGAUAUUUCUCUUAACUAUGUUAUGUGAGGAUGUACAUACAUACAUACAUACAUACAUACAUACAUACAUACAUACAUACAUACAUACAUUGAAAAUCCCCCAAUUUCAUCAGUCGCUUCACCAGAAAGAAACCCAGACGAAUCUGAUACAAUUUGAUUGAAUUCGACUUUUCCGUCAGAUUCGACGAAAACCCAGAAGGCAAAACCGACCAAAUUCUAUCCGAUUUCAUCAAAAAUCGAAGAAGAUGGAAACAAGUUGUUGCGGCGAUUACGCGUCCGUAUCUCCGGCGAAUCUUGUCACGGCGGCGACGAUGAUGACGGCGAAGGAGGAGAAGUCGAUCACGAUGACGAUGCUCUGCGUGAUAAUUACAUAAAUCUGGUAGGGGGAGAACACGUUAGGGUUCAUCAUGUUCGGUCGGAAUUUUAAAUUUUGAUCCUCCGAGUGUUUGUAAAGCUUAAAAUUUGAUUCGGGGUGAUUAUAUAUAUUUAUUUAGUCAUUUGUGAAAAUUUUAUAUUUUUCGUGUAUUUUUUUAGUCAAAUACAAAAU
Messenger RNA from Tarenaya hassleriana, 2023 nucleotides. RefSeq names its product lactosylceramide 4-alpha-galactosyltransferase. Lineage: Eukaryota; Viridiplantae; Streptophyta; Magnoliopsida; Brassicales; Cleomaceae. Bases 49 to 1389 code for a protein of 446 amino acids. The transcript has a single exon. The record is from RefSeq and is a predicted model, not a curated record.